UUCGUGUAAGGCAUGACUUAUGUAUAUAGAUAGGUCAAUGCACGUGUGUAUAUAGACAUCGUCAGACACGCCCUCUGACACAAAUGCCCGAACGCGAAUACACCGAGAAAUACAUACGCACCCUACACCCUACUGAACCGGCACACUGAUUAAUCCUGCAUCCCGCGAUGAGGGGAGUGCGUCACGAUUUGUCCGACACUUCAUUGAUGAAUGCCGCCACUUGCUCGACGAACGCCUGCCGGUACUCCUGUUUCUCCAGACCAUGGUCGCCGUCCAGAAACACCAACUUGGCACAGUCAGAGAAACUGACGCACAGCACACGGCCUCAAAGGCAAACAUUCAGUGCACUGUUGGUUCGAUAGACACCUUGAUGCGGUUGGCAUGAAGGUGUCGUUGAGGAAGGCCUUCAACGCAUCCAUAUCCUUGACGUACUCAUCGUCCUCACUGAAAUCACACGAAUGGGUGACAGACAUCAGACAUCUACACUGCGGGCUAGCUACGCCACCUGUAAACAAACAGUGAGGGUACGGUGAGGGGCUUGAGCCGCGGUGCCAGCUCCUCCUGGGUCAAGUCGGUUGAGAAGAAAUCCUCAUCACCCAACUUGGACGCCAUGCUGUGAAAACUGCACACACACGCAACACAAACUAACCCCCUGCUCGUUCUUGCCUGCGUGCCUGUGUCCUCGGCCAUUACCGACCGGUAUGCGCUGAUGGAUACGAUGCCAAAGAGCUUCUCUGACAGGACCUUGUCGGGCUGUCCCUCGGCCAGUGCUGCAUUGGCCUCAGCCAGCAGACCGUCGAACCCAUGAGUGCCCACCUACACAUCAAGGAAUCGUCGCAGUGUACAGAUUGGUUUGCAUGUCCGAGUGUACGCACCAUGGCCUGCCUGUCUGAGAUGCCGCCCUGGAAUACUGCAAAGUCCAGCGACCGGUGCGGUGGACAUCCUGCAGCCAGGCAUCAAUGUAUUUGGACAAGUGGAUAUUCCGUCUUCGGGUGUGUACGGUGUCACGACCUUGCUCAUCGUAUUGCUUCAUCAUGUGCAUGAUGUCCUGGCAACCUGAAGCAUAGAGGAAUGAUCGUCUCACCAGUGCGUGUGCGCUGCAUGCAGGACAGCGCAUUGCAUACCCGUAGAGUGCCCGAUGAUGCCUAUCCGGUGGAAGCCCCUCUGUUUCCGAAGAUGGUCCACCAGCAGCCAGAGCUCCUUCGCAUCUUGCAUCACGGACGAUGUGCCAAACUGGUUCCAGCUGCUCGACAAAUUCACCUGGCAGGCAGUGACUCAUCCGAUUCAACUCGACUGCGAAGGUGAGGCCUGGGGCACUGCCUGUCCCUCAAGACUGCAUAUGUCAAGAGUGUUCACCUGGCAGACACUCCAGCCCAUCGCGUUGAGCCUCUCGGCCAGGGAUGGGACAUACCGAAGACUAAGAAACCCUGAAACGAUAGACACACAAUACUGCAUGUUUGGUUCGCUGUUAUAGAUCUGAUCUGACCAUCAGUAAGACCUCCCACGACGAUGCAGCACGAUGCCUUGGAGGUCUUAAUCUGUCGUGAUGGCGUGAUAAAGCCCAGCAGAUGGCGACCCUCGUCGACAUCGAAGUGAAACAUCAAACCCUCCUGCUCCUGCGCUUCACUGCCCUCCUUCGCCAUGAUUCAGUGGCUGGGGUAUGAGGCAACACGACAGAUUGG
Molecule: messenger RNA, 1682 nt
Organism: Vitrella brassicaformis
Lineage: Eukaryota; Vitrellaceae
Source: the annotation of a GenBank genome assembly